Coregonus sp. 'balchen' is the source of this 23308-nucleotide messenger RNA. The record is from the annotation of a GenBank genome assembly. NCBI's taxonomy places the organism in Eukaryota, Metazoa, Chordata, Actinopteri, Salmoniformes, Salmonidae.
AGUGUGAGAUCUACAUUUACCCAGGUACCGCCUAUUUUGAGUUACCGACAACUUCAAUGGUAUGUUAUGAGACGAAUUUUGUUGUCCAAACAGACUUGCAUGAUCAUUGGGGUGGCUGAGCUGCGAGAGCCCUUUGCCGAUACCUAGAGGACUGCUGCUAGCUGGUGACCUAGCACUAGCAGCAAUUCAUACGAUGUUUCCAGCUAGCAGAUAUUCAAUUCAAGGUAAGUUAGCUAGCCAGUUAUUCACACGCCUGUCAAUUUCCAUAUGUUCUCUGUCUCGCAUUUUGACACGUAUUGGUCCCCAUAAUUUGUCAAUGAUAGUUAUCAAAGGUAUCUAUAAUUUGAGAGUGGCAUGGACUAAGAUUUUCUUAGUAAAGAUGGUUGACAUUAGCUUUGUGGAAUCUUGAAACGCUAGCUCCAGUCUGGCACCGUCGUUGCCCAGUUUGCUAAGCUAGUUAGCUAGCUAGGUAGCUAAGCUAAAUAUAGGGCAAAGUCGAAAUCAAAUUUAAUAUAGGUCACAUUAACGAGUCUUUUGGUCAGCCAAUGUUAUUUUAGUAGGUGCAAAACUAAAAUACAUUGGUACAUUCACUCUUUCAGUGUGCGUUUUGAACUAAUAUUGAACGAAAUUAAUAUCAAUAGCAAUGCACUUUUAAAAGUAAUUGGCUUGCUAACUAGCUAGCUAGCUUGACAGUGAGUGUCAAUAUUGACAGUUGUGACGUCAAACUGCUGACAAGCCAAGGCAUGAAUCAUUUGUCUCGGAAAGCUAGCCAUAUUUGUUGACAGCUAUAGAUAACUUAACUGGCUGAUACCAGUACUCUUUUGCUGACAAUCUCAUUACUUAAAUAGACUUGGUUUACAUGCCUAUUGACAAUUGCACACCAGUGGCGGUUGGUGCCGUUCAAGAUUAGGGAGGACAAAGAAAACACAAAGAAACAAGUAUAUGGCCUUAUUUCUAUUACAGCAUAUUGGAUGACUGUCAUUCAUAUACUGUACCAUUCACCCAGCUCAAUCUAACAUAGAUGGAUAUACGCUUCUAUGUGAUACUAGAAUUUGCCCUAUACCCAUCAUGAGGUUGCUACAACCCAGCCUACAAAUGAAAGUUCAUAAUGUAGGUGCACAGGUCGAGAGACAAAUUGGAGUAAUCAAGGUGACAUAGUGACACAUUCAAUACCGACCUUGCACACUCUUGCCUGCAUCUAGCUGAUCUGGGGUGUAAUUAGUCCAAAACGAGAGUUUCUAUUGGACAAAUUCAGGUAGGUCCCUCCCCGUUUCAUUCCGUUUAAGAAACAUUUUGCAACAGAAUCGGCGGAAUGAAUACCCCCCGAUCACCCACACACACAGUUCACUUUCAUAGCAGCCACAUACAGCAUGCAUCAACAACACUUUGCUUGUUGUUGAAUUCCUUCCUCACAUAUACGCGCUCUUCUCCUCUCACCUUUUCCCUUCGCUUGUGGACUUCAGUGCACAACACAAUAGCUGUCUGUGACCAGGUGCAAAAAAACUCUCCAAGCCAAACCUUCAUACCAUAACCACUACAUAGCCUACAUCGAUGUUACCAUAUUAACGUUAUAGUCAACAAACUAGAACUUAACGCGUUAGUAAACCCACAAUCCAUCUGUACAAUCACGCAGUACAGUGUACAGCAAGCAGUUUAGCAGUUACACUGGCGGGCCCCAGUGGCAAUAAAUUAAUAAAACCGAAAGCUUAGCUUAACUUGGAAGAGUUGCAGUGUUGGAUAGCCUUAGCCUGCUAGCCAACGUAAAUAGCAUUCCUCUCUUUUUCAGCCAGGUUGUUGAGUAGGCUAAAUUAGCUGCAUUAGCUAAGUAAGUGAAAGGUAAACUAAGAGAAAAAAUACAACAAUGUAGCUAUCUCUCUCUCUCUGCUGCUUCUCCUUAAUUUUUGAAUAAAUUAAUUUGUUCAAAACUGUUCAGCUAUUGUCUUUCUCUCUCUUUGAGUCAACUACUCACCACACUAUAUGCAGUGCUAGCUAGCUGUAGCUUAUGCUUUCAGUACUAGAUUAAUUAUCUGAUCCUUUGAUUGGAUUGACAACAUGUCAGUUCAUACUGCAAUAGCUCUAAUAGGUUGGAGGACGUCCUCCGGAAGUCGUUAUAAUUACUGUGUAUGUCUAUGAAAAGGGGUGCGAACCAUGAGCCUCCUUGGUUUUGUAUUGAAGUCAAUGUACCCAGUGGACGAUGAAAAAUAGCUGUCCACCGGCUACACCAUGGUGCUACCCUAGAGGCGGGUGAGGCUACUGUAGACCUUAAUUGCCAAACAGUGUGUUUUAAUCAGUUAUUUGGUGACAUGAAUAAUUUACUAUAGUUUUAUCUAAAAAAUUAUAUAUAUAUUUUUUUUUAAAUCACUAUUUUUAUGAAAUUCGCUGAGUAGGAUGGUCCUCCCCUUCCCCCUGUGAUAAACCUCCACUGCUGCAUACACGCCCAUAAAAAUCUCAUAAGGCUGCUACGCAGAAGAAUAGUGACACAUUCAGUUGCAAUGUAUUAUACAGUGUAACAGUUCUGCUGUAUGACCCCACUUGAGUCAUCAAGAUAGCUGUAAACAAAGUAAUAUCUUGUUAUUUCUCUCCUUCAGUUGUGAUCCAUCAUAACCAGUGACAUGAAUUACCCAGGCCACCAUGAGUGUACUUUUAACUAUGUGAUUGUUAGUACUGUACAUAAGGUAACUUGUGUACACACUCUGAAGCUAUACAGUAGGACCUAACCUUAUCAGCUUCCUCGUCAGUCCCAGUUGGCACUGACUGGAUAUGCCUUGUUUUUUUGCAGCCCAUAGGUGUAUACGAGCAUUGAAAACAGUGCAAGCGGAACAUGCACCUCCACAGCUCUACACAUGGAGACGGAAUUGCUCGUCUGCAGUGAUGCCUCGCAUAACAUCACACUACACAAUCUGUCCCAGGGAUAAAGACCCACGAUGGGAAGGUACUGUGUAAUCCUCCUCACCCUUGGCACACUGUCUGAAAUGGAAUGUGUUAUAUUAUGCAAGACCCAAACACCUUUGUUUUUCUCACCUUAUACCAAUGCUGAUAACAUUUGAACUCAUCUCAUGUGAGUGGCGGGGAAUAUAUUAGGUUUGUCUUCCUAAAACAAACAUAUGUGCAGUGUUUUCCUCUAGUGGUUACGCACUCCUUUUCAGCCGGGUACUUUUUUACAAUUCGUAAGUCAGAAUAAAAGUCAGCUGAGCCCUCUCCCGCUAGAAUGAACGAUAUGAAUUAGCUAGGCUACUUUUCAAUUCUCAAGUCAGAAAAAAAGUCAGCCGAGCCCUCUCCCGCUAGAAUGAACGAUAUGCAUCUAAUAGCGAUCUAUUCAUAGGACAGGCGCCUGUCAGUCACAAAGUGAGCGAUGACAGGGAAACAUUUACAUUUUAGUCAUUUAGCAGACACUCUUAUCCAGAGCGACUUACAGUAAAUGCAUACGUUGUUUUUUUGUUUUUUGUUUUUUUGUCCAUACUGGCCCCCCGUGGGAAACAAACCCACAUCCCUGCCGGCCAAACCCUCCCCUACCUUGGACUUACCUUAGACCACUGCGCCACUCAGGAGUCACUGCUGGUUUAAGUCUGCUGUCUGUCCCACUUCCCGGUACCUGUGUGUGUGUGUUGUGUACGCUGUGGUUGAAGUCAAAUGUCUUUACCCGGAGGAGCAUGAUGCUCCUUCAUCUAUGUGAGUCAAUUUGCAUGUCCCAUAUAAUGUGGUAACGAUGAGUUGAAAUCCAUUUAGCCUAUUGUUUUCUGGUAAAAUAAUAUAUUUUCUUUAGCGUGUUACAUAUGCAGCCACGAAGUGCUGGCACAUAGGCUUACUGUGAUUUGAUUGACGAACAGCAAGCUUGACUAGUUUAUACAUGCUGUCGAACUGACUGAAUGAAAUUGAUCUCGUAUACAGUAUCCUUGUCAUUCAUAAAUCAUACAACGUAGUGAUUAUAUGCCCAUGGUAUCACAUCGGGACAAGUAAACUAAAUAUCUAGUUUGUAUUUUCGAUAUGAAGCCCAUCGGGACUUGCUAGACAGUGAAGUUAAAGUGAGUGCUCAAUCUUCCUUUCAUCAGACCAGAGAAUCUUGUUUCUCAUGGUCUGAGAGUCCUUUAGGUUCCCAUUUGUCAAACUCCAAGCGGGCUGUCGUGCCUUUUACUGAGGAGUAGCUUCCGUCUGGCCACUCUACCAUAAAGGCCUGAUUGGUGGAGUGCUGCAGAGAUGGUUGUCCUUCUGGAAUCUUCUCCCAUCUCCACAGAGGAACUAUGAAGUUCUUGGUCACCUCCCUGACCAAGGCCCUUCUCCCCCGAUUGCUCAGGUUGGCCGGACGGCCAGCUCUACGAAGAGUCUUGGUGGUUCCCAACUUCUUCCAUUUAAGAAUGAUGGAGGCCACUGUGUUUUUGGGGACCUUCAAUGCUGCAGACAUUUUUUGGUACCCUUCCCCAGAUCUGUGCCUCGACCCAAUCCUGUCUCGGAGCUCUACGGAAAACCUCAUGGCUUGAUUUUUGCUCUGACAUGCACUGUCAACUGUAGGACCUUAUCUAGACAGGUGCGUGCUUUUCCAAAUCAUGUCCAAUCAAUUUAAUUUACCACAGUUGUACUCCAAUCAAGUUGUAGAAACUUCUCAAGGAUGAUCAAUGGAAACGGGAUGCACCUGAGCUCAAUUUCGAGUCUCAUAGCAAAAGGUCUGAAUACUUCUGUAAAUAAGGUAUUUCAUUUAUUAAUUUUAUAGCAAACAUUUCUAAACCUGUUUUUUGCUAUGUCAUUAUGGGGUAUUGUGUGUAGAUUGCUGAGGAUUUUUAUUUAUUUAAUCAAUUUUAGAAUAAGGCUGUAACGUAACAAAAUGUGGAAAAAGGUCAAGGGGUCUGAAUACUUUCCGAAGGCACUGUAGGUCUACUGAUUUAAUCCAAGUGUUGACAAUGGAGUAGUCAAGUGCUUCUUUCAACGUAGCAAAGCCCAUGAUCAACAUCUGCUUCAUUCUUCAGUCAUACCUUUAUUGAAGAUAGCAGAGAAAAUGCCUCUUAAAAGGAAGCUUGAAGCCUUUGGAAGUCGGCAGACUCUUACAAGAUUCUUUAAGAAGAAGUUGUUAAACAAGUAUUUUUUUUGAAUAAAUGACAUAAAUUCAAAGAGUUGCAAACACUUGUUGAAAUUAUUUCACUAAUUGAACUGAUGUCGUUCUAUCUCUUCUCUUAACACGUAUGGACCCAGAACUUAAUUGAGUACCUACCCGUUUAUUUUAGAGACCCAUUUCAAAAAGUGCCCAUCACACAAUUUGUUUGAUUUUUAAAUUGAACCUUUUUGAUUUAUUUAUUUUUAAAGAAAUUAAGUAAAUAACCCAAAUUCUGUUUUGAUAAAAAACAUAAUUUGAAGAACAAAAAUUCAAUUCAUAUCUUGCAGUAAAAUACUGUAAUCUCGAAGACAGGUUAAAUGUAAAAAUGAAAUAAAAGUUUAAUGUUCUCUUACUUAAUAAAUAGUCCUGAUCUUUUAGGCAUAUAAUAUAUUUAUAUAAACGAACAAUACACUGAAUUCAUACAUUUUCAGUAAUUUAAAUUGUAAAUACAAUACCACAACUAAUUUGUCCAAUCAGGGAGGUAAACUCAAUAAAGUUUACAAUAAUUUCGCUGUGUAUUUCAGACGGAAUUAAGGCAUUAGAAUGUACCAGAGGCCACGGCAAUAGAGCUUGUUCGGCAAUCCUGGGGGAUAUUGUCUGUCAACUUUUUCUAUUUGGCUGGCUACUCAUGUGCUUGUGGAAAACACUAUUUGUCCUUAAAUGUGCAUCUAUGGGAUGCUGUUGCAAGUUAACGCUGAUGUCAAAACUACAAGUUUCCACUUUUGACAUUUUAGAUAGUACUACAUACUAAUAUUCCAGUUUGUCUUCACGGAGGCUUGUGUAACCUUGCCCGAGACCUGAAGACUUGCGCGAUCUCCCCCAAGAUAAUGACUAGGCUGUAGCUCAGUGGGCUAACACAUUAUUGUGCCGCUCAGACGACCGAGGUUCCAAACCCAGUUGGUGACACAUACCUAUUUGUGUGUGGCGUUUUUGUCUCUGUGCAGGUGUGGAGAUGGAGCGGUUUGCCGACGAGGCUGAUGUGGUGAUAGUGGGAGGGGGUCCCGCGGGGCUGUCGGCAGCCAUCCGGCUGAAGCAGCUGGCCAAAGAGCAGGAGAAGGAGCUGCGCGUGUGUCUAGUGGAGAAAGCGUCUCAGAUCGGAGCACACACCCUCUCCGGGGCCUGCCUGGAGCCAAGCGCCCUCAACGAACUCUUCCCAGACUGGAAGGAGAGAGGGGUAUGUUAGUGUCAUCUCAUCUGUCUCUGUGUGGAGUCAAGUGUGUGUGUAUAGGGUCUAUAGGCUAUCUGUCUCUAGCUUCAACUGUAUCUGUUAGGCUUGGGCGGUAUACCACGCAAUGGUUUUUCAAUACCGUUGAAACGAUUUAUUUUACAUUUAUUUAUACAUGUGAAUAUUUGUAGCAAUUUCUAAAGUAAAUACCUGCAGUCAACUUGUGCAAUACAUUAGGAGAUAAAGAAGAUUGCGUUCAUUAUGAAGUUUACAGGUAGUUGCUCUCUGUACUUUUGCUCCGUUAAUCUUUCCCUCGAUCCUGACUAGUCUCCCAGUCCCUGCCACUGAAAAACAUCCCCACAGCAUGAUGCUGCCACCACCAUGCUUCACCGUAGCAAUGGUGCCAGGUUUCUUCCAGACGUGACGCUUGGCAUUCAGGCCAAAGAGUUCAAUCUAGCUUUCAUCAUACCAGAGGAUCUUGUUUCUCAUGGUCUGAGAGUCUUUAGGUGCCUUUUGGCAAAAUUCAAGCGGGCUGUCAUGUGCCUUUUUUUUACUGAGGAGUAGCUUCCGUCUGGCCACUCUACCAUAAAGGCCUGAUUGGUGGAGUGCUGCAGAGAUGGUUGUCCUUCAGGAAGGUUCUCCCAUCUCCACAGAGGAACUCUGUUAGAGUGACCAUCGGGUUCUUGGUCACCUCCCUGACCAAGGGCCUUCUCCCCCGAUUGCUCAGUUUGGCCAGACGGCCAGCUCUAGGAAGAGUCUUGGUGGUUCCAAACUUCUUCCAUUUAAAAAUGAUGGAGGCCACUGUGUUCUUGAGGACCUUCAAUGCUGCAGAAAUGUUUUGGUACUUUUCCCCAGAUCUGUGCCUCGACACAAUCCUGUCUCGGAGCUCUACGGACAAUUCCUUUGACCUCAUGGCUUGGUUUAUGCUCUGACGUGCACUGUCAACUGUGGACCUUUAUAUAGACAGGUGUGUGCCUUUCCAAAUCAUGUCCAGUCAAUUGAAUUUACCACAGGUGGACUCCAAUCAAGUUGCAGAAACAUCUCAAGGAAGAUACUGAAUACUUAUGUAAAUAAGGUAUUUCUGUUUAGUUUUUUUCGCUUUGUCAUUAUGGGGUAUUGUGUGUAGAUUGAGGAUACUUUUUUUGGGGGGGGGGGAUCAAUUUUAGAAUAAAUCUGUAACUUAACAAAAUGUGGAAAAAGUCAAGGGGUCUGAAUACUUUCCGAAUGCACUGAAUAUCUACAGAAAUAAGACAGAUCCUGCUUCUAUUGCCUGUUUGAGUGUUUGUUUAAUAGCCUACUGAUUCCGUGAGCACCAAGCCUCACGCAACCACAUGUCGGAUAAACAAUUUCACAGAUUUGGCUGAUUUUCAUCUUUGCAAUGCUGUAAUAAAGGCUUUACACUUUUGUUUCAUUAGAACUACCUCUCUGGUAUUACUUAUAAUUUAUUUAGUGUUUACACUGUUCCAAACAGGAAAAAUUUCUUCUUCUUCUUCUUCUUCUUCUUCUUCUUCUUCUUAUUAUUAUUGUCAUCAUUAUAACACUAAGUAAUGUCAUUAUCAUUAGUAGACUUAUUAUAGCAGCCUUGUAUAACCACCAUCGAUCGAGCUGUAGGCCUAAGAGCGCAUCCUGUUUAGUCCUAAUACCGUAACUUACUUAGGCCUAUAUUUCAAUACUUAGGCUACUGUAUGAAUCAAUCAUUCAUUCAUUCAAGUCAUCACACAGCAUACGAGUCAUUCAUGAUUUUAAAUUCAAUCAAGCAUUUUAGUUUGAAAAUAACAUUUAUUUUGAAUAAUUAGCUGUAAACAAUAAAUAAACCGUUCCAUUUUGGCAAUUGCAUUCACGAAUGCUUGCGUUUAGUCUUUGCUGUAAUAAAGCCUUUACAACAACAACAAAAAAAUGUUACAACAGACUCUCUGGUACGCUUAUCAUUUAUUUAGUGUUGACAUUGUUCUAAACGGUCAGAAAAAUUAUAUUAUAAUCUAACAGCACCUGUUUGGCACACACGCAGUGCUUGCUCCUUAACUUCUUUUUCUUGAUCUCCAGUAUUUUCCACAACUAGUCAAAUGUAUUCCACACAUCUGACUUCCCCUUUACCUCCUGAGCAACCAGUAAACAAACAUUCCCCCAUUUCGAGUUUGUCAUGUCCUCUGCAUCCAUUUUGCUGUCACGUGUUACUGUGUUCAGAGUUUGUUAUAACCAAUUUAUUGAUGUGAUUAUGAUAUGCUAUACGUCAGGCCCUAUUGGUCAAGUGCAUGUGAUGCAUACAUGUGUCACGUAAAGAGAGCAAGGGUUAAGGUUAUAGGGAAUAUUUGUCCUUAACAAAUGAGGGAUUUCGGUAACAGAACUUUUCAGUCAGAAAUGGCUGUAAUUAUGUUGCAGCGUCAUCAAGACGGACAGCGUGAUAAACACUGAUGUUCUGUGGUGGUUGCUGCAGCAGGGAUGAGAGGGAGACAACGGGUGCUAGUCACACAAUCACUCGCUGUCUUUUUUUUUUUUGUUUUUUUUACACUGCAAAGCAAGUCCAAGCCCGGCCCGCACAAUCAAAUCAAUUGUGGUCAGAAGCCCUCUAGUCGUUUGUGUGUCUUAAUUAUUUCGUCAAACAGUGAGCUUAAAGCAUCAGAUAUAGUUGAUUAGAUUAAUACACAGCCCUACUCCACUCGCUUGCUUGCUCAUGUGUGUAUUCCUUCUUUUGGGUAAUGUAGGUGGGCAGCGAUAUCAAUAAUUAGCUGGCAAGCCUUUAGGGUUAUCAGGCAAACCUACUUUACUGGUGACAUGCACUCGGGGCAAAUUUGAAUAUUUCUGCAAAACUUUGAUCUAUGUGCUAAUAUUUUGAUUUUCCUUAUUUUAUUCUGUUAGUUAUAGCAGAGUUGGAGUCAGUGGGCCAUACACAGUCAUGAAUUGAAUUACACUCCUGUGGAGAUGUGCCCUAUCUAGUUCCACUGAGAGAGAGAUUUAUAAAUGAAAUGCACUCACAUCGGAGGGCUGCUUCAGCAGGUCUGUUGAACAUGUUCAAAUGUCAUUCAGAAGAAAGAUGCAUUUUCACACAGAGUUCACUCCGCAGGAGUUUCUUUCCACUGAGAGAGAUUAAAAUGAAAUUGUCCACAACUCUGCUCUCUAUUAUUGAAGUAUUGAGCACGUCAGUCUAAGAAAGGUUGUUAGUCUAUGAAAGGUUGUGAGGGAUAUGCAGCAUAAUUCCUUGUUUUAUUUUUUCAGUCUCAGACAUUACAUUUAAGUAAUUUUAGCAGAUGCUCUUAACAAGAGAGACUUACAGGAGCAAUUAGGGUUAAGUGCCUUGCUCAAGGGCACAUCGACAGAUUUGUCACCUAGUUUGCUCAGGGAUUCGAAACGGCAACCUUUCAGUUACUGGCCCAACGCUCUUAAACCGCUAGGCUACCUGCCGCCAUACCUAACUGCAGACAUAACUAUCACAGUACAUCACAGACAUAACUAUGAGAGUACAUCACAGUCCUAGACAACACUAGUGUACUACCCAAGGGAACAUCUUGCAAGCAACACUUAAGCUAAAAAUAAAGUGUUGAUGUUCUGUUAUUUGUGUACUCUUCUCUUAGGCACCCUUGAAUACACCAGUGACCGAGGAUUUGUUUAGCAUUCUAACCGAGAAAUAUAGAAUCCCUGUCCCAAUGUUGCCAGGUAAAGGCACAUGCAUGUUUACAUGACAUCUUUUCAAAUGACAACUCUAGCUUGUCACCUGUAAGCUCUGUCCUAAACAUAAAGCUAUUAUGGUAUUAGCCUUGACUGUGCAGUCUUUGUUUUUCAUUCUAUUAAAUUUUUUGAUUUUCCCAUAGGUCUGCCCAUGAACAACCAUGGGAACUACAUUGUGCGGCUGGGUCACUUUGUACAUUGGUUGGGAGAGCAGGCUGAGGAGCUGGGAGUGGAGAUAUACCCUGGCUACGCUGCUGCUGAGGUGAGCACCGCCCACCAUUCAUGACAAUUUCAGAAAACACAGGCCAUCUUAUUAAUAUUGGCGUGACAAUUACCAUUGACAAGGUACAUUUAUCUUUCCUCGGGAAACACGUGCCGUCAUCAUUGCUUUGCACAAAAAGGGCUUCACAGGCAAUGAUAUUGCUGCUAGUAAGAUUGCACCUAAAUCAACCAUUUAUCGGAUCAUCAAGAACUUCAAGGAGAGGUUCAAUUGUUGUGAAGAAGGCGUCAGGGCGCCCAAGAAAGUCCAGCAAACGCCAAGACCGUCUCCUGAUUCAGCUGCGGGAUCGGGGCACCACCAGUGCAGAGCUUGCUCAGGAAUGGCAGCAGGCAGGUGUGAGUGCAUCUGCACGCACAGUGAGGCGAAGACUUUUGGAGGAUGGCCUGGUGUCAAGAAGGGCAGAAAGAAGCCACUUCUCUCCAGGAAAAACAUCAGGGACAGACUGAUAUUCUGCAAAUGGUACAGGGAUUGGACUGCUGAGGACUAGGGUAAAGUCAUUUUCUCUGAUGAAUCCCCUUUUCCGAUUGUUUGGGGCAUCCGGAAAACACCUUGUCAUGAGAAGACAAGGUGAGCACUACCAUCAGUCCUGUGUCAUGCCAACAGGAAAGCAUCCUGAGACCAUUCAUGUGUGGGGUUGCUUCUCAGCCAAGGGAUUGGGCUCACUCACAAUUUUGCCUAAGAACACAGCCAUGAAUAAAGAAUGGUACCAACACAUCCUCAGAGAGCAACUUCUCCCAACCAUCCAAGAACUGUUUGGUGACGACCAAUGCCUUUUCCAGCAUGAUGAGCACCUUGCCAUAAGGCAAAAGUGAUAACUAAGUGGCUCGGGGGGAAAAAACAUCAACAUUUUGGGUCCAUGGCCAGUAAACUCCCCAGACCUUAAUCCCAUUGAGAACUUGUGGUCGAUCCUCAAGAGGCAGGUGGACAAACAAAAACACACAUUCGGACAAACUCCAAGCAUUGAUUAUGCAAGAAUGGUCUGCCAUCAGUCAGAAUGUGGCCCAGAAGUUAAUUGACAGCAUGCCAGGGCGGAUUGCAGAGGUCUUGAAAAAGAUAGGUCAACACUGCAAAUAUUGACUCUUUGCAUAAACGUAAUGUAAUUGUCAAUAAAAGCCUUAUGGAAUGCUUGUAAUUAUACUUCAGUAUACCAUAGUAACAUCUGACAAAAAGAUCUCAUAACACUGAAGCAGCGAACUUUGUGAAGACCAAUACUUGUGUCAUUCUCAAAACUUUUGGCCCACGACUGUAGAAUGAUAUUUUGAGCCAGCUCCGUUUCAUGCCCGACAUCGAUUUCACUGUGAUUGUUGACGUAUAGUGACGGCUUUCAUUGAUCGUUUUUGCAGUGUUUCAUUUUUUUUUUUUUUGUUUUUUUUUCUGGGAACGUCAUUAAUAUGCGAUAGAUUCUCUCUAUCAUGUGUUGCACAUUCAUCCCCCAAUUUUUUUUAUUGUUUAUAUAUAUAUGUCCCCUUAUUACUUUUCAACCCACCAUCUUUCCCUACUUGGAGUAAAUUAGUGAACAACAACGCCCAGGCCUAUACUUCCGGUCCAUACUCACUAUCUACACCUUAUGGACAGAGUUAAUUUUACAAUAAUUCUAUAUCUAUAUAUAUAUAUAUAUAUACAUAUACACACACACACACACAUAUAUAUAUAUAUAUAUAUAUAUAUAUAUAUAUAUAUAUAUAUAUAUAUAUAUAUAUACAUAUACACAUACACAUCUAUUUAUUUUUUUUCUCCUGAACUUCUUCUACUCUCAACCUCUCCGAUCAUCUUCAUGAUGUCCAUCCGGUUUGCCUCUAAAUGCCAUAUCUUUCUAACUGUGCUCCUUCCCAAAAGCUCCCAACAUACAACCUAUAUACUUAUUAUGGACACAGUAUGCUUACAUUAUUAGCUAUCUUUGUUAUUAUUUGUUGUUAUUUGUUAUUAGUCCCAUCCUUCAACUCUAUUCAAUACCUCCCAUCUAUCUCUUAACACCAUCCAUAUAGGAUUUCUAUUUGCCAUAUAUAUUUCAACCAUACUGUGAUGUUUUACAAAAGUUGUGUCAUUCUACUUUCAAAAGUGUUUAAUUUCUGAUUUUGUUUUUAAGGUUUUGUUUCAUGAAGAUGGAAGUGUGAAAGGAAUUGCCACCAAUGAUGUGGGCAUCGCUAAGGAUGGUUCGCCAAAGGUAAUCUUAUGCAGAUUUAUGUCAAAGUUAUUUUCCUUGGACAAUCUACAAAUGUUUUUCUCCUAGGUAUGGUCAUUUUGUACAGUAGAGUUUGACUGUAAAAACUGAGUUUCAUAAAAACAAGGAAGAAUCAGCACUGAAUAGAAUAUAAUUUGUUUUAUGAAAACGACAAGUAGCCUCAUCCCUGGUGUAUCAGAAUAACAUGCUCCUCUCCAUUUGCCUCUGCAGGAUGUGUUUGAGAGGGGGAUGGAGCUCCAUGCUAAGGUGACCUUGUUCGGAGAGGGCUGCCACGGCCACUUGGCCAAGCAGCUCUACAGGCAGUUCAACCUCAGGGAGAACUGUGAACCACAGACCUACGCCAUUGGCCUGAAAGAGGUAAAAUUCCAAAGCUCCUAUUGGUUGAGAAAUAGUGUCUUUGUAUUUGGACCGAAUUAAACAAAUCAUCUGUUCUGUUUUUAAUCAGUCAUACAAUACAGAUAUCUUAAUGGAGUCAAAUCAGAAUGUCAUUCAUUAAAUUUUUGUCAUUUAGCAGAUGCUUUAUGCAUAACGACUUACAUGAAUGGUGUUAUUUUUCUGUCUAACCAGCUGUGGGUGAUUGAUGAGAAUAAGUGGAGACCGGGCAGAGUGGAGCAUUCGGUGGGCUGGCCGUUGAACAGGAACACGUAUGGCGGCUCCUUCCUCUACCACCUGAACGAGGGCGAGCCACUGGUGGCCUUGGGCUUUGUGGUGAGUCCCGGUUAUGGUGGCCAUUUUGGCUCCUUGCCAUUGUCAACAGGCAAACUACUAGCCAUGCUAACACUUGGAAAUGGUCUAAACUCUAAAUGAAAUAACCUUUGUAAAACUGAGGUCAGUGUAUGUCAAUGCACUAUACUUCUACCUUAUCUAAUUGGCGUUUUUAAGGGGAUGCUUCUCAGCUUAUCUUGUGAAGCUUAAUUAGGCCAACUUGGGCCUAAAGGGAAAACUUGGGAUAUGUGAUAACUCAAACUUUUAUGAAGAUCAUACAUUGAGGUCAAUGAGAGAUUGUAGCACAAACGGAAUGCCGUGUAUUUCCCCACUUCCAGGUUGGUCUUGACUACACCAACCCCUACCUCAGCCCCUUCAGAGAGUUCCAGCGCUGGAAGCACCACCCCUUCGUUGCCAAGACCCUGGAGGGAGGUAACAGAAUCGCCUACGGAGCCAGGGCCCUCAACGAGGGAGGCUAUCAGGUGUGUGUGUGUGUGUGUGUGUGUGUGUGUGUCAUGUGUAUGUUACUUAUGUAUUACUCAAAGGUGUGUGCGGCUCUGCCAAGGUUUCCGUUAGCCGGUAAUAGCCGGAUUUCCGCAGAUAAAUAAAAUCGCUGCCGGCCAAUUGUCCGGGAGAAGAAGAAAAAUCCCAUUGCGAAGUAAUGCUUUUUAACCUAUUCAUUGAUGGAAAUACCAGUCAAUGGAAAUACAUUUGACUGGUCAUGCUUAUCGUUCUAUAGGUUAAUUUGCAUAAUUCUGUGGAAUUAAAUUGGCGCGUGUGUACAGUGUUUUAUGUAUCUUAUUUAUCACAUGCCUACAGCAUACAGAUACAGAACCUUUGAGCGGAAAAUCUGUCAGACAGCACGAGAGCUGCUGCUACAGCAUCUCAAACAGAAAAUGCAUAUGCAACGGAAGGCAGGCUUCAUCAGCGCGUCACACACCACUUUGCAAUGAGCUGGAGGCAGUAUGCAUUUUGAAAACAUAUACUUAAACCUGAACGUUUUAUUACAUAUUAUGAGGCAUGUCUUACCUUGCUUCAAAGUAGCCUAGCCAAAAUCAGACCAUAUCCGUAGAGGCAAUUAUUUUAUAUCAACUUUCUCUCAUUGUCCAGUAGCCAAAGGCACAAUCCUAGUCAUAUUAGCAACCCAUGCUAGUUGUUGCAUAUUAGAGCUCCCCUCUUUCAACAUUUCAAACAGAUAUUUUCAUCUCUGUCACAUGAAACCGCUUGCAUGUGUGGUGCACUUUGACAAUGGUGUUUUCCAAUUGAUUGCAUUAUGGAACGAACAUUCGCACGUAGCCUUACUGCCUUGUGCGCGUUGAUCGAAAAAAAAAAAAAUACUUUAUCAACAUUUUAAGCUAAACGUUCAGAUCUCAUUGCUUUUUAUUUUUUAUGUAGCCUAGGCCAACUGGUUGUAUGAAUUUGGGAUCCAUCGUCCCACAAAUGUCCCAGAGUCUGUUUGGAAUAGGCUGUUUCUUUCUCGAAAAGCUGACCAAUAGAAUAGGUCAACUUUUCUACUAUGGGGGAUAGUAGAUUGACAUAGGCUAGUGAUUUUGCUGUUCUUUACUCAUCUUGUUGGCUGAGGAAAAGUACAUGUGGACAGUUAUUCUAACAUCUUCAAAAUGUGCAUCAGAAUUCGGUAAGAAGGACCACACAUCGUUGCAUCCUCAACUUCCAUGUUCUGUUAAUAAUCUAAAUGUGAUUUCUGUCAUUCUGAGCACCGUGGAUGGAAACCCUAAUCAGGUUAUGCACCCAAUGCAUAUGGGUCUGAUAACUUAAAAUGCUGCCUGUCAAAUGCCCAGUGCCACAUUUUCGUAAUGGAAACCCUGCUCUGUGCGUGCUUCGGUGACAAUGUGUGUCUCGGCAUCAAAAAUGGGAAAUGCAUUAAUCUUAUGUCAGGUUCUUAUUCAGUGAAAGCAUUUUACCAUUACAUUCAAGAUUACAAUCUUUACCUGUCUGUUCCUCCAUCCAGUGCCUCCCUAAAGUGACAUUCCCUGGGGGGAUGCUUAUCGGAUGCAGUCCGGGCUUCAUGAAUGUACCAAAGAUCAAAGGCACCCACACGGCCAUGAAGAGUGGCAUGCUGGCCGCAGAGGCCAUCUUCCCCAAAGUCACAGCCGAAGACCCAUCAUCUGAAACGGCAGGUAGGUUAAACCAGACCAAAACCUUUUCCAUUUAAAUGCUCCCUCACACACACCUCUCGCUAAUUGUGAGGUAAAGGCAUAUUUCUACACUAUAAAAUAUGCAAUGAAUACACUAUUAAAGAGUGUAAUUUGUUAGUCAUUUAUCUCUAAUGCUAAUAGGGAAAACAAACAUGCUAAUUUCUUCUCUCCAGUGUGUCAUUUAUAUAUGUACAUGAAUGGAAUUUUAUUUUAUUCUAUCAAAUACACAAAAAGUAAAUGAGCAAUUUCAUUUGUGGGUGCAAGAUAAUCUCUAACAUUUUACUGUCAUCCGAAUACAAUUAUACUUAUUUUCUGGUAAUUUGUCCUCCAGGACUUCACGUACCGGAGUAUGAGGACAAUUUGAAGAAGUCUUGGAUCUGGAAAGAGCUGUACGCAGUGAGGAACAUCAGGCCGUCGUUCCACAACUACUUUGGACUGUAUGGGGGCAUGGUCUACACCGGUGUCUUCUACUGGAUACUUAGAGGGAAGGAGCCAUGGACACUGAAACAUGCAGGUACAACAUAUUGAUGUUUUGUAUGACAUAUGCAUCAUGAAAAAUUGUCUGUUUCUGUUUUAGCCAAGUUGUUAUUGGACAAGGCAACAACUCAGUUUUGCUAAAUGCACAACAAAAUCGUGCACUCAUGCUGAGAAUUGCCUCAAGGAACAAACCAAUGUUGUUUUAUCUGGCCUGUAACCAACUGAGGUUUGAUAACUCUUUUACCCUAGGCUUGGACUCGGCCCAGCUGAAACCGGCUAAGGAGUGCACGCCCAUUGAGUACCCCAAGCCCGAUGGCAAGCUGAGCUUCGACCUGCUCUCUUCUGUGGCUCUGAGCGGUACCAACCACGAGGGGGACCAGCCCCCCCACCUCACCCUGAAGGAUGACAGCAUCCCUGUGGCCAACAACCUGGCCAUUUACGACGGGCCCGAGCAGCGCUUCUGUCCAGCAGGUACCACUGAUGCACAUUUACAAAUCCUACCUCAGCCCAUACACCAUAGGCACUUCAUUUAGAUCUGAAAGGGUUGGAUAGGUAUAAGCAAUAGGUAAUUAUCAAUAAAACGUUACAAUACGGUGCAGAGCAUACGAUCUGGCUGCUGGGGGGCAAGGAGACCCCCAGCUCCGCUAAAAUCAUUGACAAUUACGUGCCGAUUUUCAAGGGAUUGCUAAAUAAAUGUUAUAGCUACCUAGCUAACUAUUUGGCUUUAAUAUAGUCACCUCUUGAAGAGCAUAGUCAGAUCUACACAGUUCUGAUUAUUCCACAUUUAGCUAGCUCUAUCAUCAGUGCUUUUCAUGAUCAGUAAACAUGAAUUGAUCAUGUAAUUUUAGUGAGGAUAGCCUAUCCAUUGGCAUGUAGCUAGCUAAGCAAACAAUGUGUCAUUUAGUUGCUUCAUCAGAUUAGGCUUUUGGAAAUAGCUUGACAUUGGCAAGUCCUGGUAAAGUUGUCAGUUGGACUAUUGUCAUCACCACUAUACAGUGGGGGAAAAAAGUAUUUAGUCAGCCACCAAUUGUGCAAGUUCUCCCACUUAAAAAGAUGAGAGAGGCAUGUAAUUUUCAUCAUAGGUACACGUCAACUAUGACAGACAAAAUGAGGAAAAAAAAUCCAGAAAAUCACAUUGUAGGAUUUUUAAUGAAUUUAUUUGCAAAUUAUGGUGGAAAAUAAGUAUUUGGUCAAUAACAAAAGUUUCUCAAUACUUUGUUAUAUACCCUUUGUUGGCAAUGACACAGGUCAAACGUUUUCUGUAAGUCUUCACAAGGUUUUCACACACUGUUGCUGGUAUUUUGGCCCAUUCCUCCAUGCAGAUCUCCUCUAGAGCAGUGAUGUUUUGGGGCUGUCGCUGGGCAACACGGACUUUCAACUCCCUCCAAAGAUUUUCUAUGGGGUUGAGAUCUGGAGACUGGCUAGGCCACUCCAGGACCUUGAAAUGCUUCUUACGAAGCCACUCCUUCGUUGCCGGGGCGGUGUGUUUGGGAUCAUUGUCAUGCUGAAAGACCCAGCCACGUUUCAUCUUCAAUGUCCUUGCUGAUGGAAGGAGGUUUUCACUCAAAAUCUCACGAUACAUGGCCCCAUUCAUUCUUUCCUUUACACGGAUCAGUCGUCCUGGUCCCUUUGCAGAAAAACAGCCCCAAAGCAUGAUGUUUCCACCCCCAUGCUUCACAGUAGGUAUGGUGUUCUUUGGAUGCAACUCAGCAUUCUUUGUCCUCCAAACACGACGAGUUGAGUUUUUACCAAAAAGUUCUAUUUUGGUUUCAUCUGACCAUAUGACAUUCUCCCAAUCCUCUUCUGGAUCAUCCAAAUGCACUCUAGCAAACUUCAGACGGGCCUGGACAUGUACUGGCUUAAGCAGGGGGACACGUCUGGCACUGCAGGAUUUGAGUCCCUGGCGGCGUAGUGUGUUACUGAUGGUAGGCUUUGUUACUUUGGUCCCAGCUCUCUGCAGGUCAUUCACUAGGUCCCCCCGUGUGGUUCUGGGAUUUUUGUUGUGCUUGUGAUCAUUUUGACCCCACGGGGUGAGAUCUUGCGUGGAGCCCCAGAUCGAGGGAGAUUAUCAGUGGUCUUGUAUGUCUUCCAUUUCCUAAUAAUUGCUCCCACAGUUGAUUUCUUCAAACCAAGCUGCUUACUUAUUGCAGAUUCAGUCUUCCCAGCCUGGUUCAGGUCUACAAUUUUGUUUCUGGUGUCCUUUGACAGCUCUUUGGUCUUGGCCAUAGUGGAGUUUGGAGUGUGACUGUUUGAGGUUGUGGACAGGUGUCUUUUAUACUGAUAACAAGUUCAAACAGCUGCCAUUAAUACAGGUAACGAGUGGAGGACAGAGGAGCCUCUUAAAGAAGAAGUUACAGGUCUUUGAGAGCCAGAAAUCUUGCUUGUUUGUAGGUGACCAAAUACUUAUUUUCCACCAUAAUUUGCAAAUAAAUUCAUUAAAAAUACUCAGUAGUAUCCGGUCACCACCCAUACCAGCCGCCGAAUUCACUCAUACACACAGACCCCACCCCAUGCCACCGAAAUGCCCAACAAAACAUAAUAGUUCAAUGGAGCCCCCUAUUGGCUCUCCACUAUUUAUACAUUACUUCCAUAACCACACCAGUCAUGGUCUGAUCACCCAUCAAACCCCAUCACAUGAUCAAACAACGGUAUAACCUUAAACUCAUAUUCUCUACUUUCUCACCCAUUACGUACGUCUACGUUCGGGUGAGCAAGUUCAUACAUAUACAUUUAGAAAUGUAUAGGUACCUCUCAAAUAAUCGCUUCGUGGUGUUUUUAGCCAAUUCUUAAUUGACACAAAUCACUUCUUAGUCUUUCCUGACUCUCCAAAAGCCAUACUCUCGCUGUCUCCAGCCCCUCCCCUCGCGGUUCUCCCUCCUGUGUCCAGUCGGAACAGGUUUUGUCUGUUUUUCGUUUUAAUUUGUAAUAUUUGUCCGUUAUUUAAUUAUUUAAAGUAUGUCUAUCUAUUUAUUUAAAUCAAAUUAUUCCCACCUAAUUAGUUAAAGUCGGUGCAUAUUUAUAUUUCAACGAUAAACCAAAUUAUUUCAGUCUAAUUAUUUAACCAGUAUUUUGCAGGGUCAAACAUCAAACGUUAAAUUAAAUAAUAAACCAAAUUGCUUCAACUUAAUUAUUUAAAACCAGUAUUAUGCUGUGUCAAACAUCAAACGUUACAGUUCAGUUAUAUCAGUUCAAACGUUUCAGUUUAGUCAUACUAGUUAUUCAUUAUUCUAAUUGUUAUUAACGGGUUAUACGGUUUAAGCAACCACAGACUUAACUCCUAAUUCGUUUUCUAUCAAGGUAUACAGGUUUAUUAAUUUUAAUAACCCGCAUUCACUCUUUUAUUACACUGGGAUCAUUCGCACUCUCAUGCAUACAACACCCUACACUCUAAAGUGUCCCUCUGAUCCUAGCCGUAUCUAGCCCUCUGAUACGUGUCAGUAGUGCAACACUAUCUAAAAUUGUAAGUGUCCCUCUGAUCCUAGCCGUAUCUAGCCUUCUGAUACGUGUCAAUAGCGUAACACUAUUAAGCCAAUAAUUCCCUACGCCUCCAGUUCUCACCACUGGUGAUCCUAGCCUGGAGUCGACUAAAAUGUAAGUGUCCCUCUGAUCCUAGCCAUAUCUAGCCUUCUGAUACGUGUCAGUAGCGCAACACUUUUAGACCAAUGAUUCCCUAUAUCCCACAGUUCCCACCCCUGGUGGUCCUAGCCUGGGGAUUUCAGUAUUUUACCCGAUCCUAGCCGUACCUAGCCCUCUGGUAUGUGACGGUGGAACAAUACUCUAUAAUACCAUGGUUUAACAUCACAUUCACCACAGGUUUGCAUGUCACAAUAUGGUGCUUAUCUACUCAUAAUAAUUUGUAUAAUAAUUCAUAAUUUAGUUCACUUACAUCAGACAGGUGUUUCACAAAAUUAAUUUGGAUAAAGCCAAUGUGCAGAACUUUAGUUAUAUAACAAUAGGUGUCUGCUUACCUGUUUUUAGUAGUCCGGACUCUUUGUGAAACACACCGUCCAAUGACAGAGAUGUCCAAUGGGCCGGACAAUACCCAGCGAAGUCCCUCUACCAGAUCACGUCGGUGGUCACCAAUUGUUAAGUUGCGUCAAUUCAAAUCUGGUAUUUGAACAAAAAGAGGUCAAUACACGUCUUCUAAAAUAGACUAGUAAUUUAAUUAAUGCAAAACACUUCAAUGGUAAAUAUGAUGUUCGUAUAUACGGGUCCACUGAAAAACCAUGCAGGGCAGUCAGAGAACUGGUCCAUUGUUAUAAGUUCUUCUUUAAAUACUCUGACAGAGAUAGUUCCCGCUCCCUGCUGGCCUAUCAGAGUAGAGACUGAGCGUGGUUUAGACUUACUCAGCCUAUCGUUGGCGCACAGGCUGGUCCCAGCCCCUUGGCGCUUCACUGUUGCCAGGUGUCAGUUGUUUUCUCCACAACUUGUCCAGAGAGUCAGCACUUUUGCAGUACACAUGUCCUUGAGCAGUCUAACAAAGAGGCUGUGUGUGUGUCACAAGUCUUAUCUCAUCCUACCCCCUAACGUUCCUCACAUUAAUCACAGCUUGUUAUGUUAAACAGUCUAUAUCAGUUCAGCACAAACCUAUUAUGUUUAAUCAUUAAUGCUUUCUUAUUAAGCUAACAGCACAUCUAAAAUAAGAGAAUAAUUUCCCACAUUACGUUACAGCCUUAUUCUAAAAUGGAUUAAAUAAAACAAUUUAUUCACCAAUCUACACACAAUACCCCAUAAUGACAAAGUGAAAACAGGUUUUUUAGACAUUUUUGCACAUUUAUAAAAAAAUUAAUAAAAAAAAACAUACCUUAUUUGCAUAAGUAUUCAGACCCUUUGCUGUGAGACUCGAAAUUGAGCUCAGGUGCAUCCUGUUUCCAUUGAUCAUCCUUGAGAUGUUUCUACAACUUGGAGUCCACCUGUGGUAAAUUGAAUUGAUUGGACAUGAUUUGGAAAGGCACACCUGUCUAUAUAAGGUCCCACAGUUGACAGUGCAUGUCAGAGCAAAAACCAAGCCAUGAGGUCGAAGGAAUUGUCCGUAGAGCUCCGAGACAGGAUUGUGUCGAGGCACAGAUCUGGGGAAGGGUACCAAAACAUUUCUGCAGCAUUGAACGUCCCCAAGAACACAGUGGCCUCCAUCAUUCUUAAAUGGAAGAAGUUUGGACCCACCAAGAUGAUUCAUAGAGCUGGCCACUCAGCCAAACUGAGGGGAGAAGGGCCUUGGUCAGGGAGGUGACCAAGAACCUGAUGGUCACUCUGACAGAACUCUAGAGUUCCUCUGUGGAGAUGGGAGAACCUUCUAGAAAGACAACCAUCUCUGCAGCAGUCCACCAAUUAGGCCUUUAUGGUAGAGUGGCCAGACGGAAGCCACUCCUCAGUAAAAGGCACAUGACAGCCUGCUUGGAAUUUGCCAAAAGGCACCUAAAGACUCUGACCAUGAAACAAGAUUCUCUGGUUUGAUGUAACCUAGAUUGAACUCUUUGGCCCGAAUGCCAAGCGUUACAUCUGGAUGAAACCUGGCACCAUCCCUACAGUGAAGCAUGGUGGUGGCAGCAUCAUUCUGUGGGGAUGUUUUUCAACGGCAAGGACUGGGAGACUAGUCAGGAUUGAGGCAAAGAUGAAUGGAGGAAAGUACAGGGAGAUGCUUGAUGAAAACCUGAUGAAAAAUGUAAUCAAUUUUAGAAUAAGGCUGUAACCGAACACUGAAGUUAAGAGGUCUGAAAACUUUCUGUAGGCACUGUAAUAAUAAUUGCAGUUUACAACUUAAAUGUAUUCUGUACAUACAUUCCACUAGGGCUAUAGCCUAAUACAGAGUCAGAAUGGGAACAAAUUAAAAGCAUGCAAGGGAGGCUAAAUGACCAGUGACAAACUGAGCUACUGGGUGAAGACUAGUGCCUAUGUCUGCAAUGAGUCACAUUUACUGGAGUACCACAAUCUAAAACAAUGUUGGUCCCCUAUAAUGCAUAACUGCUUGGCCUUGCAUUCUGGUGCAACACAAACAUCCACGUCAUAUGCUAUUUUCUAUCUUUCCUGUAACAAUUUCUAGAGUAUUCCUCCAGUACAUUGAUGUUCACCUUGGCUGCGAGGGUGUGUCUGCAGCCUCAGCAGCAUGUUGUCCAGUCUCUCCAGCCCCUAUCUGUCCUUGACACCUUGGACAGCUUCUAUUGACUGCCUGGUGCACAGGUGACAUGUCUACACCGUCCUCCUCCUCAGUCGACCAGUGUCCUAAAGACAAUAUACAGUAUAUAGGCCUAAUAGUACAUAACAAUAAUAAUUUAUUGAUUGUUACCAGGUAGACCAGGAAGAUUUAGGCUAGUUAUGAAAGUGACUACCAGCCUGAGCGUUCAGAAGUUAUAGCAAUUAGCUAGCCAUAAGGGUUCGGCUUAGGCUAAUAUGUAGCUAGUUAGCUAUCUAGAUGACAAAUAAUGAUAUGGGUAUCAUACUUUACUCGUAAAAUACCAAUCCUACAGGAGCCUUCUCUUGUGGCUGGCAAGCUAGAAUCUGGCAAGCUACUGUAGAAUUAGACAUUAGCCAGUUCAUUUUAGCUCUUAGCUAAUAGCAAUGACAAAUGCUCUUCAAUUGGACUAUGAGCAUUUUAUUUUGUACACUUAUCAAAGACGACAACAUAAAGACGAGCGCUAAAUCAAGUAGAUAGCUACAGUAACGUUAGCUACCUUGCCUCGUUUUGGCUGACUGCCUACUACUCUGGUUAUCAGAAGUUCAUUUCACAGAAUCAUCUUAUCAAUCGGAAAAAAUAUUAUAAUAACCAACCAAAAUGAAUUGUAUACAGUUACUUACCUUAAUAUUGUUGUCCUGAUCUCAAUUACAAAGCUGUCAAAGGUAGGAGAACCCUUUCAGGUCCAGUGAAGUCAAGGAGCCUCCCAGUGGCAACGCUCACUUUCAGUCCCUUGCCAAAACUCACAAUUUGCUCAAACCUGCCAAUGAUGCAUUGGCGUCAAUGUUACUAUGGCAAUUCAAGAUGGCACUACCCAUACCUCUAUUGAAUUUGGUUGAAUAACAAAAUCCAAAAAAUACAGAUGUUUGUUAAAUUUACAGUGGAUUGAAUACAUCUCUUUACUUCCUAAGAGUUUCCAUUCCCCUUAAAUGACGCCCUUCUUUCCCCCCUGCUAAAUGUGUAUGUGACCAAUACAAUUUGAUUUGACUAGGUGUAUACGAGUACGUUCCCCUUGAGACUGGAGAAGGUAUGAGGUUGCAGAUCAACGCUCAGAACUGCGUCCACUGCAAGACGUGUGACAUCAAGGACCCCAGCCAGAACAUCAACUGGGUAGUGCCCGAAGGCAGUGGAGGACCAGCCUACAACGGAAUGUGAUUUUCUUUUCCAGGCAUAUCAUGAGGCACCAAUUGUAGCAGUGAGAUCAGAAAAACGAUACAGACCCUCUCCGUGGAGAUGGCUGCAAAAACACAUUCAGGGCUUGCUGCCAAGACAGCUUUUAGAAUCCGAUACUGUGUGCCUAGAUAUGAAACUGAUUGUCACCAUAUUCUUUCAAUAUGGGCAUAUAACAUGUACAGUUUUCUGAAAGAAUAAUGCUACUAAAAAGUAUUUUAGAUGUGUAUGCCAUGAGCAGAAAAAGCUGCAUUGACU